AAACCAUGUCGUACAUGCCAGAAGUCACCUACGAUGACGAGCUGAAGGUGUGGAGUGGCGGCGAAAGAUCAAAUUGCUUUGCAGCGCAUCUCUCCAUUGGGGAGAUCAUCUACAAGGAGCUGGAGAGCAAUCCAAAGCUCAUAGCUCAAAUCUCAGCCACUGAGCACACGCGACUGACCCGUGAGGAGGUGCGUCUCAAUGCCAUGCGUGUGGCCAGCUACAUGCGCGGAUUGGGCCUCAAGCAAACGGAUAUUGUGGGUCUGAUGGCCAGGAACACGACGCACCUGGUGGCCGUGGCAUAUGCCUGUUUGUUCAAUGGCAUGCCCUUUCACUCCUUAAACAUUUCCUACGAACAGGACACCAUAGAGCAACUGUUUAGCAUCACCAAACCGCGUUUGAUCUUCUGCGACGGAGAUGAGUACGAGCGUGUGCGGGCAGCCAGCGAGAAACUCCAGCUGCAGGCCACAAUCAUUACCAUGCGGAAGCAUCCAGUGGGUGGAGAUUCUCUCAGCAUUUUGGAUGUUCUAACCACACCCAUAGAGGCGAACUUUCAGCCGGUGCGACUGCAACAGGGCCCCGAUCAGAUUGUGGCCAUACUCUGCUCCUCGGGCACGACGGGCGUGCCAAAAGCAGUUACCAUAACGAAUAGUCAACGGUUACUCGUGCCACUGCUACGUUUGAGCUCGAAUUCCAUGCAAUAUACACACAGCACUUUGGACUGGAUUUCGGGCUUUAUAGUCCUCCUCCAUGCUGGAGCGUUUAGCACAACAAAUGUCAUUGCGGACAAUGAGUUCGAUCCGGCCUUCAUGUGUCGCAUGAUCGAGCAGUACAAGAUCAAUCUGGUCUUUCAGUGUCCCUCGCACAUGGCCAUGCUGGCCAAUUGUCCGGAAUUCGAGCAGGCAGAUCUGUCCAGCAUUGAGACCUACAUCUUCGGUGGCUCCCGCUGCGCGCUGGAGAUUCAGCAGCGCAUACGCAGCCGCAUCAGGGGCAAUCUGAUCUUCAGCUAUUCCAUCACGGAGCUCAACAGCACGGGCACCGUCAACCUUUAUUUUGAUGCCAAACCCAACUCUGUGGGUCGACCCGUGCCGGGCAACAAGCUGAAGAUUAUCGAUGAACAAGGACAGGCACUGGGCCCCAACAAAGUGGGUGAAGUGUGCCUCUACUCCGGUCAGCAUUGGUCUGGCUACUACGGCAAUCCCGAGGAGACGCGUCUGAUACGCGACGCCCAAAAGUGGUUUCACACUGGAGAUCUGGGCUACGUCGAUCAGGAUGGGUUUCUGUUCAUAGAGGAUCGCAAGAAGGACAUGAUCAAGUACCACAACAUCAUGUACUAUCCCAAUGAGAUUGAGAGUGUCAUCUCACAGAUGCCCGAUGUCGCCGAGGUCUGUGUUUUUGGCAUCUGGGAUGCGGUUAAUGGCGAUGAGGCAGCAGCUGCUGUGGUGAAGCGGCAUGGCAGCAAAUUGGAGGCACAGGAUGUCUUGGACUUUGUUAAUUCACACAUUUCCGCCAAGUAUAAGCAGUUGAAUGCUGGCGUCAUCAUUGUGGAUGACCUGAAGCGCAGCGGCAAUGGCAAAACAAAUCGACGCGCCAACAAGGAUCACUUUAUGAAUGUUCAGAGUAUGAAAAGUGUAAAUUUAAUUAGUUUUAACAACUGA
Drosophila subobscura is the source of this 1655-nucleotide messenger RNA. Its product is annotated as luciferin 4-monooxygenase-like. NCBI's taxonomy places the organism in Eukaryota, Metazoa, Arthropoda, Insecta, Diptera, Drosophilidae. The coding region runs from base 6 to 1655 and encodes 549 amino acids. Gene Ontology annotation, biological process: fatty-acyl-CoA biosynthetic process; long-chain fatty acid metabolic process. The record is from RefSeq and is a predicted model, not a curated record. Gene Ontology annotation, molecular function: long-chain fatty acid-CoA ligase activity. The transcript has 3 exons.